GUGACUGUUGACACGUGGUGACCACCUGCCAGAUGGGGCCAGUGCAGAUCCGCCUGCUGCUUGCAGGUGUUCUCGUCGUCUCGCUGGUCGCCAACCUGUGCAUGCUGCUGCACACCCAGAACUUCCCGGAAGUCGUCGUGGCACGUGACGACCGCGUCCAAUGGGAGGCCAGGCAGAUGGUCUCCAAGGUCAUCGAGAGCUUUGACCUCCUGUCUGUUCAAUCGUCCAAAGCCCUGGUUCUAGACUCUCUUCUAAACUGCGUGUUAGACCAGCUGAAGCCGCCAGAGAAAGACGUCCCCAGCUACGGGUACCAGGUUCUGGAAAACCUGACCGUCCCUAACCUGGACGCACAGGUCUUGCAGGCCAUCAACCGGAAGCUGCUGGCUGAGGUGGAGAAGAAGAAGCAGGUCAUUUCCUUCCUCUCCCAGCCAAUCAUCGACAACCACGUCAGCUCCUACACGCAUAACCCAGAAAACGCAUGCGCGGAAGGUGAAACGGAAGUGCUUUUUGUUGUGCCUUCUGCUCCGGAGAAUUUUGAAAAAAGGGGAAAAGUUCGACAAAGCGAUAGAGGGGAAUUUGUUACUAAUGAAAGUAACAAAGCGAAACUGUUGUUUUUUCUUGGAAAACCGGAAAAUAACAACCAGACUAUACAGUCUAAAAUAGACGAGGAAGCUAACCAGUAUCAAGAUAUUGUGCAAGAAAACUUUCCAGACGUGUAUAAAAACAUCCGGUUGAAAGCCAUGUCCAUGUUGAAAUGGGCGAUAACCUACUGUAAACAAACGUCCUACGUCAUACGCACCGAUGACGACGUCAAAGUCAACACGUCUGAACUUAUCUCCAUAAUGAAACGGACCAAUGAAAAAUUCGAAAAUUUUAUUUUAGGAGACAAGAAAGAGAACUGGGAAGCGGUGAGGAAUAACGCCAGUAAAUAUUACCUCCCUGUCAGUGAGUAUUCUCAGAAGGUGUUGCCCCCCUUUGCCCUGGGUGGGCUACUGGGCUACCCGCUAAGCACAGUGACGUUGUUGUACAACGCUGCCCUCAGGAUUAAACCCAUCUGGCUGGAUGACGUGUUCAUCACGGGCAUAUGUGCCCCUAAAGUCAACGUGCCUUUAUUGACUGACCCCGGGUUCACGUUUGUUCAUAGGGCCUGGUGAUGACGCAAUAUUCUUGGUUUAACUGUUUGGUUUCGGUUAGGAUAUAGGCUCGUUUGGAUCAUUAACAAAUACUUUA
This is a messenger RNA of Physella acuta, 1230 nucleotides long. RefSeq names its product beta-1,3-galactosyltransferase 5-like. Gene Ontology annotation, biological process: protein O-linked glycosylation. Gene Ontology annotation, molecular function: hexosyltransferase activity. NCBI's taxonomy places the organism in Eukaryota, Metazoa, Mollusca, Gastropoda, Physidae. Gene Ontology annotation, cellular component: Golgi membrane. The record is from RefSeq and is a predicted model, not a curated record.